AUGCUGAUGCUCGCGGAAUCCGACUGCGGGGAAGCUCGUAAAGCUCUGAUCAAUGCCAAUCAACGAGAUACUCGGCACGCCGAGGGUGCGAGCUGCCGCGGCUCUGCAGGGGUUUCCCCGAAGAAGAUGAUCGAAAAAAGCAGCAACAUCGCGCAGAAGGCGGCGGCAGAAGCGAAGGCAGCAUCCGAAGCUCAGAAUAUCGCUGGUCAGCAAGCAGCGCGUCAAGUGAAGGCGCAAUUGGCAGAGAAGGCGGCUCAAGCAGCAAAAGCCGCCGAGGCGGUCUUAUCAGGCAAGGAAGCGGUAGUCGAGCAGCUGCGGGAAGAGGUGAAGGAGGCACGAUCGGUGGUUCAGGAAGAGACGUCUUCCUUGCAGCAGGCGCAGACUAACGUCAACGCUGCGAUCCAAGCGGCACGGCAAUCUCAGGAUCAGUUGAGGACAUUGACGGGCGCGAUGCGCACGGCCAAGUCGAAUGCGGCGAACGCGCAAGCGGCCGCAAGCGGAGCACAAAAAUCGCUAAGAGAGAAGGAAGAGCUGCUGGAGGCGGCUAAGAGACGAGUGGACGAGCUGUCGAAUCAACUGCAAACCGCUCGGCAGGAUCUCGCCAACACCAAUCGCGCGGUGGCCAAAGCAAGCGCCGCCGCGCACGAGGCAAAGGCUAACGCGGCUAGAAACAAGAGGAGAUUGGCGAGCUUGAGGAGAUUGCGGGCCGUGCGAUCGAAUGUGCCGCGGGUCACUCCUUGA
Messenger RNA from Harpegnathos saltator (Jerdon's jumping ant), 741 nucleotides. Its product is annotated as tol-Pal system protein TolA. The transcript has 4 exons. The coding region runs from base 1 to 741 and encodes 246 amino acids. NCBI's taxonomy places the organism in Eukaryota, Metazoa, Arthropoda, Insecta, Hymenoptera, Formicidae. The record is from RefSeq and is a predicted model, not a curated record.